AUGAAGGCAAAUAAUGAUGAACCAAACAUGGAGGAUGCCGAACUAAUGCGGCAACUCCUUUCCACUAUACCCGUGGCCCGGAUGAGCUUUCUUUCCAAGCAAUGGGAAGGCCUUAGGUCUUCAGUUUUUGUACUCGAUUUUAAUGAGGGCAACGUUCAUCAUAACUUUGAUGAUCAAAGUCAAAGAAACUUCAUCAAAGAUUGGGACUGGUAUUUAGAUCAAUUCCGUGAGAAUGACAAGCAGCUCUUAUUCAAAUUCAAGCUUCACAUGAGGUACUUCGAUGGAGACCAAACUAUUGUAUGUAAGUGGUUAAACUUUGCAAUCGAGAGAGGUGUCAACGAGUUGGAUAUCAGCCUUCCAAAGGAAAACUGGGAGGACAAGGUAGAAUGCAAACCAAACACGAAAUAUUUCAGCCGCAUACCAGAUAAGUUCUUCUCCUUACCUUUAGAAACCAUUGGUAAUGCUGCAAAAUCUCUAACUAGUUUAAAUUUGGAGUAUGUGGAAAUAAAUCGUCAGUGGAGAUAUUCUGUUGAUAUAACCCUUCCAUCCUUGAAAAGUUUGUCCAUGAAGAAAGUAGAAUUGGAUAACUUCACUGAUUUCUUCAAACAUAACUUCAAGUGCCCUUCCAUCGAGACUCGAGUACUUGUCAUUAACGUCAUGUAA
Pyrus x bretschneideri (Chinese white pear) is the source of this 663-nucleotide messenger RNA. RefSeq lists its product as uncharacterized. The transcript has a single exon. NCBI's taxonomy places the organism in Eukaryota, Viridiplantae, Streptophyta, Magnoliopsida, Rosales, Rosaceae. Bases 1 to 663 code for a protein of 220 amino acids. The record is from RefSeq and is a predicted model, not a curated record.